UCUUUUCCGGCUGAAAAGUUGUAAUCACUUCCGUUCAGCUGAGGAGCGGAAGACGGACAGUAAUGGCGGCGGAGGUGUACUUACUUUGGUUAUUACCGUUAUUGCAUUCGCUGGCAGCGUUCGGAGCCGAGCUGUCAUCGGAGGCGUGCAGGGAGCUGGGCUUCUCCAGUAACCUGCUGUGCAGCUCAUGUGAUUUGCUGGGCCAGUUCAGUCUGACUCAGCUCGAGCCGUUCUGCAGGCAGUGCUGCCAGGAGGAGGCUCAGCUCGAGUCCAGGAAGCUCUACCCCGGAGCCAUCCUCGAGGUCUGUGGAUGAAAACUGGGGAGGUUCCCUCAAGUCCAAGCUUUCGUCAGGAGCGACAAGCCAAAGAUGUUCAAGGGCCUUCAGAUUAAGUACGUUCGAGGCUCGGAUCCUGUACUGAAGCUGCUGGAUGAUAACGGGAACAUCGCUGAAGAACUCAGCAUCCUCAAGUGGAACACAGACAGCGUGGAGGAAUUCCUCGGUGAAAAACUCGACCGCAUUUAACGCCUCUCAUCUCCUCUUUUCUGUUUACACACAUCACAUCCAAACCAAUGCACCAUGUAGUUGUUUGGAUGACUAGAACAUUAAAACAAAGUUCAUAAUGAAAUCACUUCAUCCUUUUCCACCUUGUUGUUUAAUUCACCUCUUCAGGUUUCGACUAGGUGUGGGCUGAUUUAAAGUCUCAUCGUAUCAUGAUUUACACCUAAUUAUGGCAUUCCUUUAGAACAGGACUGGAUCCCAGGCAUCCUUCUCCUGAUCAUCAGCCCUUUUCCAGCUGUUCCAUCUGAAACUGUAGUUUUAUUUUGCUUUUUGUUGUUUUGUACUGUAUAUUUGAGUCUGAACAGAGAAUCCUGACGAUACUGGAUCGGUGGUGUUUGUGGUUUUUCCCCGUACGCUAGCGCACGUGUGGAGCUGCACAUUAGUGAAGGCCUCACAGGAAACCAGUGUGUGGUGUGUGAGGCCUGAAGUGUGUGCAGUUCCCAGUGUGUAGUGAUGGAGAGAGACGCGAGCGCUCCCUCUGGGAUUUAAACUGAUCUCUGUUUAAUAAAGUUUUGUUUUGA
Molecule: messenger RNA, 1081 nt
Organism: Neoarius graeffei (lesser salmon catfish)
Lineage: Eukaryota; Metazoa; Chordata; Actinopteri; Siluriformes; Ariidae
Gene: selenof
Product: selenoprotein F
Exons: 5
Cellular component (GO): endoplasmic reticulum lumen
Molecular function (GO): oxidoreductase activity
Source: RefSeq, a predicted model, not a curated record